Molecule: messenger RNA, 975 nt
Organism: Camellia sinensis
Lineage: Eukaryota; Viridiplantae; Streptophyta; Magnoliopsida; Ericales; Theaceae
Source: RefSeq, a predicted model, not a curated record
AUGAAUCAAUCUCAUGCAUUGAAUGAUAACAACCACAAUGACUUUGGAAGUGUUGGGGAUAGAAUGGAAGCAGAGACAGGCGAAGAUCAAGAUGAAAUCCUAAAUUUGUUAGAAGAUGUUCACAUGGGGACUACCAUAAAUGAUGAUGAAAAUGAAGAGGAUGCGGAGGACGAUGACAAUGACAAUGACAAUGACAAUGACGAUGAUGUGGCUAAUAAUGUUGAAAAAGAGGAUGUGCCCAACUUUAACAAAUUGUUGAAUGAUGCUCAAAGAGAGUUGUACCCUGGGUGUCGUAAGUUUUCUCUUUUAUCAUUUGUUGUUAAGAUGUUUCAUGUGAAGGUGUUGAACAAGUGGAACAAUAAGUCUUUCAACAUGUUGUUGGGGAUAUUAAAGGACCUUUUACCGGUAAUUGAUCAAGUGAUUCCAUGGACCCUUUAUGAAGCCAAAAAAUUCUUACGUGACUUAGGCUUAGGAUAUGUGUCGAUUUAUGCAUGCAAGUAUGAUUGUGCACUUUUCUGGAAAGAGAAUGCAAAUUUAGAGAAUUAUCUGAUUUGUCAAGAGUCUAAAUACAAGUUGAAUGAUGGAAAAGCUGUUAUGUGGACAAUCAAUGACUUUCUUGCCUAUGGCAACUUGUCAGGAUGGAGUACAAAAGGUUAUUUGGCUUGUCCCACCUGUAACAAAAAUGCUUCCUCACAACGGUUGAGAGGUAAGAUAGGGUACACAGGCGCUCGUCGUUACUUCCCUGAUGACCAUCCUUGGCGGAGGAGUCGACUUUAUAAUGGUAAGACUGAGUUCGUGUCAAGGCCUUUGGAGUUAUCAGGGGAACAAAUCUUAGAACAAUUGGAUUCAGGGACAUUCAAACCAUUUGGAAAGCAUCCAACCAAUAAGAAAAGAAAAAGGGAAAAUCCAGUAUUGAACUGGACAAAAAAAAGCAUCUUCUUUGAAUUGCCAUAUUGGAAAACACUUAAACUCUGA